AUGACUUUGCAAAAGAGGCACAACCUUGCCCAAGGUUCAAAGAUUAAAGCUGCAGAUGUUCCCACAUUUGACUUUAUUGUGGAAGGGCAAAUUCUGAGAAGACUGUUGGAUCGGCAUCUCCAAAAGCUUGGCAAAAGUUUUGAGAAUGUUAUAAAUAUUGAAUACUUUGAAAGACUUCCACCACCAACGCCUAAAGAGUCUCUCAUCCAUGAUGACUGGGUGUCUUCUGUCCAUACCACAGAGGAAUGGUUAUUAACAGGUUGUUAUGACAACACCUUGCAUAUAUGGGAUGUGAAGAAUUUGGGUAAAGGAAGAAUUAAAGAGGCCCAUAAGCUGAAAAUUCCAGCCCACAAUGCACCUGUCAAAGCAGUGACCUGGGCAAAAACUGAUUCAGAUGUUAAAACAUUUAUCAGCACUUCAAUCGACCAGUCAGCUUUAAUAUGGAAGUGGGAUAGUAAUUCAAACACAGUGGAGUGUGUUAAUCGAUGCUGUGGUCAUAGCCAAAGUAUUGAGUGUGUGGCUGUGGACCAACUGAAAGGUCUCUUUGUCACAGGCUCCUGGGAUACUCGACUGAAGGUCUGGACUGUAGAUGACAAGAAACAAAAUGCAAACAUUCAAAAGGAGAAAGAAGAAGAAGAGAAUGAAAACAAAAAGAGCAAAGGGGACAAAGUUCCAAAAAUGACUCCGCUCCUUACCAUGGCUGGUCACUCUGAGACUGUGGGUGGUGUUGUGUGGACGGAUGUGAGUGAGAUUGCCUCAGCAUCUUGGGAUCACACUAUCAGAAUAUGGGAUACAGAUAUUGGAGGCAUAAAGUCACAGAUUGCUGGCAAUUGUGCUUUCUUCUGCAUAUCAUGGUCACCUCUGAAUAAGACACUAAUAACUGGCUGUGCUGAUAAUUAUAUAAGACUUUAUGAUCCCCGUUCAUCUGAAUGUGUUUGCCUUUUCAGCCCCAAGGCUCCCAUGUAUGACCUGAUUGGUCAUAAGAAAAGAGUGCAGGCAGUGGACUGGUCACACUCCAAAUACAUCAUCAGUGGAUCACAAGACUGUACUGUCAAGGCUUAUACAGCAAAAGUUUAGGGACAGAAAAUCAGAAGGUAUAAUUAGAGACAUUUUAAUGUUUUCAUAGUUUGUCUACAGUUAUUUUUUUUAUUGUUAAAAUGUUAUAUCCUUUUUAUGUAAAUUUGCAAAGGGCAUCACAUUUACAUAGUAAAGGAAGCUGAUGGAUUGAGGACCAAACUGAUAACUAGUGUGUGUUUCUUUUUUUCAGCACCCAUCUGACUGCUGAUUUUGUGUAAUAAGUAUGAAUUCAUGGAUUCAUAAUAAAAUUGUUGCCCACA
Molecule: messenger RNA, 1337 nt
Organism: Penaeus chinensis
Lineage: Eukaryota; Metazoa; Arthropoda; Malacostraca; Decapoda; Penaeidae
Product: ribosome biogenesis protein WDR12 homolog
Exons: 7
Coding region: 1-1077 (358 amino acids)
Biological process (GO): ribosomal large subunit assembly
Cellular component (GO): nucleolus
Molecular function (GO): protein binding
Source: RefSeq, a predicted model, not a curated record